GGCUCCAGUUGUUUCUGAUCGUCAAUCAGACCUCUCACAUAGCUCCAGAGAUCCAGACCUAGGCAGCCAGACUUCUCUUUCUCCCACUCCGGACACAACCUUUGGUCAUGGGAAGGAUCGGAAAGGAGGUGUUUGGCCAGGUGCUCAGCUUCAUCGGCUUCGUGGGGGUGGCAGUGACCACGGGUAUCCCUAUGUGGAGGGUAACCACUUACAUCGGUGCCAACAUCGUAACAGGACAGAUUGUGUGGGACGGCCUGUGGAUGAACUGCGUGAUGCAGAGCACGGGACAGAUGCAGUGCAAGAUAAACGACUCAGUGAUGAGGCUAGCGACAGACCUUCAGGCAGCGAGGGCCCUGGUCAUCAUCUCCAUCAUCUUCAUCUUUGUCGGCCUGAUUGUCACCUUCAUCGGGGGCCAGUGCACCAGCACCCUGAAGUCUGAAUCCUCCAAGAGUAAAGUGACGAUCCUUGGAGGCAUCCUGCUGCUCAUUGGUGCUCUUCUGGUCCUCAUCCCCGUCUGCUGGUCGGCAGCGUUCACCAUCUCAGACUUUAAUAACCCUCUGACCAUCGAGACCCAGAGGAGGGAGAUAGGAGCCUCCAUCUACAUCGGCUGGGGCUCCACAGCGCUGCUCCUCAUCGGAGGGAUCAUCCUCUGCACCUCCUGCCCGCCCCAGAAGAUGUAUGGGUACCCAGGCUAUCCUCAAGGAGCACCCAUGUACCCCUAUCCAGGCCAACCAAUGGUCCAGGCAGGGCCCUAUGGGAGAGUUUACACCCCAGCCAGCAGACCCUACUCAGGGACAGGUUCGUAUGCACCAAGCAAGCCAUAUGCAGCACCAAUAGAAUACGCUGUACCUGGACGGCCUGGACGGUAUCUGUAACAAAGUGAAAUGGAAAGCGGGAACAUCUCCCUGAAUAUUGACUGGUAUUCUGGACCUUGAUGUUUUCAAGCUAUUGUUUUGGUUAGCUUUGCAUCUGAGUUUAAUUGCACCACCAAAAUGUACUUAUAUCAUGUACUUUUGUCCACAUUGAUAUGUAGAUAUUGUUAUUGAUGAGAAUAACAUGCAAUUUAUAGACAUGAAAAUGAUUGUGUGAAUGAUAUUCAUUACAAGAGGAAGAAUCUGUUCUUUCAAAUGUUGACAAUGUAAAUCCUUAUGUCUUGACUACUAUACCAGUAUGCGAACAUUACAACAAAUAGUUUGAUAAUGAGAAUGGAUGUAGCGUAAAUUUUAAUUUUAGCAGCAACCUGUGUUCUCCCAUUGUGCAACCGAUACUGUUGUCUUGUAAAUAGCUGGCUGGUCUAUGACUUGUGAUGUAUCUGUACACAGAAAACAACCCAUUUUUCUGUAAAUAUGUAGUGCCUAUAUUUACCAAAUAUAAACACACACGUUAUUAUAUAAAACAAUGUGUAGGCUUAAUGUGUCUUUGUGGAAAAGUUGGGAAACAAUAACUGCGAUUUCAAAUGUUCAUGAACUGUGAGCAAUAAUCAUACCAAUAAUCAAAGCCUAUGCAUUUUCUAACUUACAAUUAAUGUUUUAAAAGUUGCAUUUUGAAUUCAACUCUGCUUUAAAUCAUGAAUCUAAACAUCUAAGUCGUUGGGGGAGGGGGUACUAAGCUAACACAUGGAGUUGGUUUAAGAUGGUCAUACCAUAGAUCAUUUAGCUAUUUGAUUUUGAAUUUCAGAACCCUUUCAGGUAUAAAAAUAUAUAUAUAUUUAAAAAAAAAUUGGCCUUUACUACUAUAGCGCAUUGAAUAACACAUUCAUAAAUGGCAAAAUACAUAAGGAAUAAGGUUUUGAAGCUCAGGGAAUAUUUAUAUAUAUAUAUUUUUUUUACACAUAUUCAACCCCUUAUUUUUGUUGACACAAAACUACCUCUAUACUUCCAUUAAUUUGUAUGGGUUACCUUCAGAUGCGAUCCUGUGACAAUUAGUUUGUAGCCAAAACGGUUUUGACGCUAGACAGAAGUUGGCACAUCAGCGUUUCCGACAUCAGACAAGUCCCGUGGGGCUUAUAGGGGUCGUAGAGCAAAACGGAGAACACCAGCGUGUUCGUGAAAGUCUCAUCUUUCUUUAUUUGUUUUGUAGGCCAGACUGUUACAGACGUUGAUGUGAGUGGACCAAUUUUUUUCUCAUGGUUUGACAAACACCGCCGUAGCUCGGCCACUUUCCACCGCAGAUGCGGAAAGCCGACAUAGGAGGAUGUGGCGUACUGAGACACAGCCCAUGCAUAUAUCUCUAGCUUAAACUGCCGGAUUUUGAUAGGGUGUGUCAAUAGACUCUUAUGGAUUUUAAGGGAUCAAUAUCUUUCAGUUACAUGAUGACGUGUAUCUGUGAAUCUCCUUUCAUUUUGGAAAAUGAAUGGUUGCAUGGUUGCUCAAAAGCUGCCUCAUAUCUCCUCUCUCCAAAUAUACAAACAUCCCACUGGGCACACAAUGGUUGAAUCUACAUCGUUUCCACAUCAUUUCACUCAAAUUACGUUCGUUGAACCAACGUGGAAUAGAUGUUGAAUUGACGUCCGUGCUCAGUGGGAUAGUUUUGAGAGUCUAGACUGUAACUCAAAUAGGUUGUUUAAUUAGAUUGCCAACAGCAUUCUUUAAAAUCAAGGUUUCUUGGAUCUGUACCCGGGCUUAAAGGCAAUGUUCUGUAACAUGUUUAUUUAAUGUAUUGGUUUAUUUCAUGAAAGAAAUGUGUUCAGGAUCAAAACCAAGAAAACAGAGACUGAAUAUAGGCCUUAACUUACUUCUGGCUAUGACAAAUCAGAAUUAUGGUGGUAUUAGCAACCUGAUUACAGGAAACAAUUGUUGCAAUAAAAAAUGUCAUCAUGAAAACAGGGAACAACAGUAGCUUUGAACGUCCGGCCAUGACUAAUGAGAAUUCAGGUGGCAUUCUUGACAGUUUAUCUCUCUACCCUGAAACCAAUGGGCAGACAGGCCUAACCGCCCAGCAAAACGGCAUUCACUACAGAGGCAUUUUUUGAAUGGACCAAUUACUAUCUCUUCUUCACAGGUCUUGAGACGCAUCUCAUCGAAACCCAUUGUCAUUCACACAUACCAACAGGGGAGGUGAAAGAAUCUGGUCCGGCUUGAAAAUUACCAUGUCAACUGGUUUCAGGUCAGGGGGAAGGAUGUUCACUCCACCCUUUCAGGAGCAGAGAGGUCCAUAUAACUUCAGGGGACGUGACUUAGUCAUUAGUUAACAACGAUUACAACCAAGCUGAGCUGACCUCCAUUGACUCUCCUCUACAACCUCUGCCUGAGCUUCAUUGAUUUUACAACAAAAAACAAGAAUUCUUCAAAAUGGUAUCAAUGGGAAGACAGAUGCUGGGCUUCGUCCUGGCUAUCAUCGGGUUCCUGGGGACCAUUAUUGUGUGUGCCCUGCCUAUGUGGAAAGUCACAGCCUUCAUUGGAGCCAACAUCGUGACUGCUCAGGUCAUCUGGGAGGGCUUGUGGAUGAACUGUGUGACCCAGAGCACGGGACAGAUGCAGUGCAAGAUCUAUGACUCCCUCCUGGCCUUACCCCAGGACCUGCAGGCUGCCAGAGCUCUGAGCGUCAUCGCCAUCAUCGCGUCAUGCUUCGGCAUCCUCUUGGGAAUUUCUGGAGGAAAGUGCACCAACUUUGUGGAGGAUGAGGCUUCCAAAGCUAAAGUAGCCAUUGCCAGUGGGAUCAUCUUCAUCGUGGCUGGCGUCCUCAUCCUCGUCCCUGUCUGCUGGUCUGCCAACACCAUCAUCAGGGAUUUCUACAACCCUCUGCUGGUCGAGGCCCAGAGGAGGGAGCUGGGGGCCUCGCUGUACAUCGGCUGGGGCACCGCAGGGCUCCUGAUCCUGGGAGGGGGGCUCCUCUGCAGCUCCUGCCCACCCAAGGAGGAGCGUGACGACUACCCAGUGAAGUACUCACAGGCAAGAUCCACAGCUACCAGCAGAGCUUACGUUUGAGCUGGAAACUGUUGAAAGAAAGACUGUAAAUUAUUUGAUUAUCUUUGGCAAUCUUCUGUGAAAUGAAAAUACCAUGCAAGUUACUGGUAUUAUCCAGUCUUGUUCUUUUCCAUUUUCCAUUUUGAAAGUGAUGUGAAAUCAGAACAGAAUGAAUAUGUGAAAACAAAUUAACGGAGCUCUUCAGAACUUUGCAAGAAAAAGACAAGACAGAACUGUUGCCUAUAAGAAAUGACGUUACAGAGAAGUAGUGCUAGUCUAUACGCAGUGUAGAGGAAUCAUCUCAUGGGUCAUGGGGUGAUGACUGAAGUGAAUUGAAGCCAUUCCCAUAACCCUAACUUAUCUUUUACCGUAUAAGGACACUGUGCCAGAAUGAUAGUAUUGAUGUAAGAACAUGGACUAUAUGUACAUUAUAUAUGUAUAAUUGACUUGUCACAACUUUGUACAGUAGAUCACAGUAUGUUUUGCAAACAGCCAAUAUAUGUUAAUUGCUUAUGUCUAAAGAACUUAAUCAAUUGCAAACCUUAUUUUUUUGUAUAAAACAUUUCCAACAAAGUUU
This is a messenger RNA of Oncorhynchus kisutch (coho salmon), 4482 nucleotides long. Its product is annotated as claudin-like protein ZF-A89. The coding region runs from base 108 to 875 and encodes 255 amino acids. NCBI's taxonomy places the organism in Eukaryota, Metazoa, Chordata, Actinopteri, Salmoniformes, Salmonidae. The transcript has a single exon. The record is from RefSeq and is a predicted model, not a curated record. Gene Ontology annotation, molecular function: structural molecule activity. Gene Ontology annotation, cellular component: bicellular tight junction; membrane.